Molecule: messenger RNA, 915 nt
Organism: Ananas comosus (pineapple)
Lineage: Eukaryota; Viridiplantae; Streptophyta; Magnoliopsida; Poales; Bromeliaceae
Exons: 2
Coding region: 138-488 (116 amino acids)
Source: RefSeq, a predicted model, not a curated record
UUAUUAUUGCGCGUCGUAGAGUCCCACCAUCGCCCUGGAAAGUUCCUCUCCCCUGUUCCCAGUCCACCCCGACGACACCAAAACACCCGCGGGGACAGAGAGAGGAGAGAGAGAGAGAGAGAGAGAGAGGAGCAUCCAUGGAGGGGGGGUUCCGAUCGACCUCGUAUGCGGACGCCCGCAUGCAGAUACAGCCGUACGGCAACGGACCCACCACGCCUCCUCUUCCUCUUCCUCCUCCUUUGAGGUCGUAUAGCACCUCCUACGCCUCGUCCUCCCCCGCCCCAUCUCGCGGCGCCGGAGAGAUCGAGGCGAGGAGAUCCAAGUCCUUUAAGAACGGCUGGGGCUUCAUCGACCCGGAGCUGCAGAGGAAGAAGAGGGUGGCCUCGUACAAGGCCUACUCCGUGGAGGGGAAGGUGAAGGGAUCGUUUAGGAAGAGCUUUAGGUGGUUCAAGGAUAGGUAUCAUGAGGUCCUCUACGGUUGGUGGUGAAUCCUUCGAUUCCGCCCCCCCCAGACUAAGCUUUCUAGAGAUUAUAAACUGCAGCAUUACAGAUUACCAUUUCCGGUACAUUUGAUUGGGGAAAGAAGACAAACUCCGGUGCACUAAGUUAUGCUGUGUUGAUGCAUUGACAGGGAACAGUGGCCGCCUUGGUUAGUGCUGGAGAUUCUUCAGUUGGAUCAUUCUUUCUCAGAGUUUUGUUCGUAGCUCCGACUCCAAAGUGCAGCAUUAGCUUGUUAUAAAGUAACCAUUAUUAGUUUAUUUUAUCCAGUUGGAAGAUGUAUUUAUUUGAGCUGCCUAAGGCUGCUGCAACUCUUCUAUAUUAAUCCUUUUUUGUUUGCCGAAGUUCUGCAUAUCUAUGAACAAUACAUUGUGUAGUUCGCAAUGUUGGUAAUAAGAUCUGACUUUUCCUUUGUAA